ACCUAUUUUCCCAAACAAGACCGUGCAACCACAAGCCCGUACGGCCAACAUAAGAAAAAAAAAAGGUCUUUGAAAGUGUCUGAUUUUAUUUUUCCGAGGGACUGUCUCUUUAAAUGACGCCAAAAGGGGAGAGAGAGAGAGAGAGAGAGCGACGCGGAAGUUUGAUGAAAAAACUUUUCAACCUGUUCAAAUUUUAUGUGUGUUUAUUUAUUUAUUUUUAUUAUUGGAAACGGUCGGCGGACAACAAAACGCAUCACCGCUGGCCUGGAAAACUAGCCGUACAAACUGUAUUGCAAUACAAACAGAGAAACAAACAUGCCGUCCUUUUCAGAAUGGAGCAAUAGCAUUCAGUAUUAUUACUUGUUAAAAUUCACCUUGAAUGUGUACUCCAUGCUGUUUUCGUUGCUGGGGCUGCUGGUCCUGUGUGUGGGGAUCUACGCGGAGGUGGAGAGGCAGAAGAACAAGACCAUGGAGGGGCUGUUCCUGGCCCCCGCUGUGCUGCUCAUCCUGCUCGGUCUGGCCAUGUUCAGCGUGUCUCUGGUGGGCAUGCUGGGCUCUCUGCGGGACAACAGGACGCUGCUGCACAUCUUUUUCUGUGUCCUGAGUGUGUUGCUGGCGUUGCAGACCAUCGCUGUGAUCAUCGCUCUGCUCUUUGAGAACAACACUAGCUCCGUGUUUCAGAGCAGUAUUCGCGAAGGGAUUAAGCAUUACUACGACGACCUGGACUUCAAGAACAUCUUGGACUUUGUACAGGAAAAGUUCUCGUGCUGUGGAGGGGAUGAGUACCGCGAUUGGGCGGUGAAUCAGUACCACUCCUGCAACGGGACGGGCCCGCGGGCCUGUGGAGUCCCCUACACCUGCUGCCCCAGGAGAAAGGUGGAGGGAGUGGUGAACACACUGUGCGGAUACAAGACCCUUGAUAAAGAGCGUCUGGAGCUUGGUGAUGUCAUCUACGUGCGUGGCUGCAUCCACGCGGUGUACCUGUGGUUCGGGGAUAACAUCGGCGCCACCAUCGGACUGUGCUGUGCCCUGUUCCUGCCGCAGCUCUUCGGUAUCAUCUUGACCUGUCUGUUCUGGACCAAGCUGAAGGAACUGAGUCUGUACAGGACAGACCAGGUGGAUUUCAAAGCCCUGCGGCAGGCUGGGUUCCAGUACAGUGAGCUCGACCUGUCUGGGGCAGGGUGGUGCCUCUGCCUGCCGCGGGACGGAGGGUACUUGCCCGUCCCAGAAUCCGAACUUGAUCUCUGGUCUCCGGAACCUGAAAACCCGGACGAGCCUCUGAUCGAAAUCGUGCCGGGCCCCCGAACCUCACCGGACCUCUCCAGAACCGGGUCAAAGCAAAACCUCGGACUGGAUGAAGUGGACUUCAGGGUGUAGCGAGCCCAGGGCUCAGUGCUGUGCCUCUACUGCUGUAAGGGAGUGGCUGUUUCUUGGACUCGAGGUUCCUGUAAGCUUGCUUCGAGUCUUCAGUGCAGGUUCAGGUACAUUUAAGCCUUAAGCUGAGGGAACAUGAAACCACUUUUUCAGGGUUAGGAUUAGGGUUAGUGUUCCUAACCAGGAGACCGGGAGACCUAGUUUGAGGUUGCUGUAUCAAACCCCAAGUCUCCCUGCCUGGUGUGCCGUGCAGUGGCCUGAAACCUAGUCUCGUGAAAGACAAGUUCCAAGCCAUUGGCUUCGUGUUCCCUCAACUUCAGAAAUACUGUGAGUAUCUUAAUACUUGGACAUUUUUUUUUUAAUUUAUUGUCAAAAAGGGACUGAUUAGUGCGAAUGAGAGAUUUUUAGCAGAGCGGAUCUUGCUAUUCAGGUUUGUUGUUUGUCUAGGGUUGGGUUCACGAACGAGGGACUGAAAAGCGACCUUUCAUUUAAAUUGACCAACAUUCUAGAAUUUCCGAUUUGCUCCGUUGCGAUUGGUUUAGCAGAUCCAGUAACUUCAGGUAAGAGAUUAGUGCUAAUCAGGGUUUGUGAAACCAAACGUUCUAGUGAUGUUUUUUUUAAUACAUGUGUUUGUACUUUUGGGGUUGGGAGGGGGGUAAGAAUGGAUCUUUUUGGAGAAUUUGUUUCGAUGUUGCAGCCACUAUGUAUGCAUUUGUUUAUGUUGUUAAAAUAAGAUAUUUAAUUUCAAAAUAAUACUGUAUUGUUAAUAUUUUUUGUAUGCUAGGACUAGAAGAAAACGAUUGAUGUAAUCAUUUUAAUGAUUAGCAGCACUAAUUUGAAUCUGUGUUUUUUAUUUUUACCUGACCUGUAAAUGAUAAUGUUAUUUAUAUUUUUAUAGGUGAAUAAUUUCAAAUAUGGUUUUGAAAUGUGUAAAUAUAGGUUUUUUGUCUUAUUUUUGAAUGGUAAAAUACUGUACUGGGCAAAACGAAAUACUGCUUCCAAAACUAUUUCAAUUCUAAGGUACAAAAUCCUAAGGACCUGCUCCUGGUAAGUACAGUACACCCUCGCUGUAACGAACCGGUCAGGGUCCAAGCCUUUUGUUAGUUUAUAUCGAGGGGUUCGUUAUAGCGAAAGGACAAUCAGAAUGAACGAUAAACUGUUGGAGUAAGUUAAUGAGAUUGUGAAUACAAGUAGAAUUGCAUGUACCUGUUUGUUUCAUGCAUGCAGUAUUCUGCCUUUGCUUUAUCCUAUUCGCUAAAGAAUUAAAACGCAGCACAAAAAUCCUGAAUUGAAGAUGAACGUUUAUUCAAAAUCAGUCUGACACGAAUCGUUUCAGAAAGCACCAAAUCUCAUUCCACAGGAAUCCCAAACUGAGCUUUUAUUCCUAAUCAACUCGACAUGAAAAGUUUUUAUUUUUUUAUUUUUUUUUUCUCUAAUCAAUUUUGCUUUGCCGCAUGGUUGACGAACAAGCCAAAAAAACAGAGUGUCUUUUAACAACCUGUAUUCACGACAGAGAUAUGCCUGCGUUACUCUUUUUUUUUUUUUCAAAACGACCAGUAUAGUUUCCAGCUUUGUUGCAACAUAAAAUGAUUUUCGUUUCAGCUUCACAGCUCGCUUUUUACGAAGACAAAAGAGUUGACUUCACUGCGGAGGUGGCAUCUAGUGCGUAUGGACUGGGAUGUUGACAGCGUGUGUUUAUAUUCUCUUUUUUCGUUUUUUUUAUUUGGUCCAGGGUCCAGGUUCGUUAUAGCCGAAGGUUCGUUAUAAUGAAGGGUGUUGUAGCGAAGGUGUACUGUAUGUCUACUUGGCUUGGGCCAAGAACAUUGUCAAAGCUAUGCACCCCAAAUCGACCCCCCAAAAACACUAAAAAACCAUGCACCACUCACAAGCCCCUAAAUGAAAUGUGUUGUUUAUUUGUGGUUUGCUAAUUUUAUUGGGAGCGUUUUUUUUUUUUUUUUUUACUGCUGCACGAACUGAUUAUUCAAGCUCUCCGCAGGUGAGGGUCUCUGGUGUUGAUCGGACUGAUUUACCCGUUCAGAGUGAAUUAAGAAACAGCUGCUUGGGUUUGUGUGGAUCGCUGUUCUCCACAGUGUCUUAAGAAAAGCAGCGAUCAUCUCAAACCCAAGCAGCUGUUUCUUAAUUCACUCUGAACGGGGAAUCCGCCCCGAUCGACACCAGCGACCCUGCCCUGAGGAGAGCUGGAUCCGAAUCAUGGAAUGAUCGGUUUGUGCAUCUCAAGUUGUUUUGGAGUAAGUGUCUUUGAAAAUGCAGCCCUUAGUUUUGCUCUAAAUCCACACCGCUUCCACUAGCUGUUGAAUCCACACUCUGGUCUGCACAGUUUUAACUUGUGUGUUUCUGAAAGAGGCUGUUUGUGUGAAUUAAAUAGGGUUUGAUGUUCGGAAAGCAGACCUCAGGCCCUCCCGGUACUUGAAAAGCUGUGCUGUGCCGCAGGGUGUCUUGUGUGGUAUUGCAGGCUCCCUGCAUUCACUGCUCAAAACCCUCAUUGCAUUUCACACAAAAAAUAAACUGAACUGAAAUCGGGCUUUGCGUCUCUUUGUUUUGUUGUUGGGUAUUAUUUUACUGUUGCAGCCAGCCCUUAGAAAAGUUUGCCAGGAUAUUUGUGGACUUUUACAAUGCUUUCCACAUGGUUAUACAAUGCAUUUACCAUAGUUUCCCAUGCUUUCACUGUGCUUUAUUACACUUUGCUGUGCUUUUACCAUCAGGAACUUUUUAUAAAGGUGUGUUUUUUAAUAUGC
Molecule: messenger RNA, 4130 nt
Organism: Acipenser ruthenus (sterlet)
Lineage: Eukaryota; Metazoa; Chordata; Actinopteri; Acipenseriformes; Acipenseridae
Product: tetraspanin-15
Exons: 8
Coding region: 316-1377 (353 amino acids)
Cellular component (GO): membrane
Source: RefSeq, a predicted model, not a curated record